GAAUUUCGAAUCACACGCGUCACGAAUCACGAUCGCGCCACAGCAACGCAACUUCUCUACGUUUCCUUCAAACCUAACACAAUCCAAUACUGGUCUGCGUAAAAAAAAAAAAACCAGAAAAAGAAAAAAAUAAUUGAUUUAACCCCGAACGAUCGACUCAUUCUUGCGAAGCCUUUUACCCUUUUGUUUUUCUGAAUUUUAGAGAGAGAAGGGGAGAGUUUAAGAGAGAGAUGAAGAUCACCGCGCUCCUGGUUCUGAAAUGCAUUCCGGAGGGGUCGGAUCCGGUAAUACUGGCGAACGCAUCGGACGUCAGCCAUUUCGGGUACUUUCAGAGAUCCAGCGUCAAAGAAUUCAUCGUCUUCGUGGGUCGGACUGUCGCCAGACGGACCCCACCCGGCCAACGCCAAUCCGUCCAACACGAAGAGUACAUGGUGCAUUCUUACAACAGAAAUGGUCUCUGUGCGUUGGGAUUUAUGGACGAUCACUAUCCUGUUCGAAGUUCGUUUUCACUGCUUAAUCAGCUAAUAGAUGAGUACCAAAAGAAUUUUGGUGAUUCGUGGAGAACUGUGCAAGAAGAUAAUGCUCAACCAUGGCCCUAUCUGAGUGAAUCUCUAACCAAAUUUCAGGACCCUGCUGAGGCUGACAAGCUAUUGAAAAUUCAGAGGGAAUUGGACGAAACGAAAAUUAUUCUUCACAAGACUAUUGAUAGUGUCCUUGCGCGUGGUGAGAAGCUGGACAGUUUAGUUGAGAAGAGUUCAGAUCUCAGUGCUGCUUCACAGAUGUUCUACAAGCAGGCAAAAAAGACCAACCAAUGCUGUACAAUAUUGUAAGAUUUUAAAGCACAGAGACUACGCUACCAUGGCAAUCACUUGUUCUAGUGUUAAAUAUGAUGGUUCACACAAGAUGGUGGUAGUUGUUUAUAUCAUUUAUUUGUUGCUCGCUUGCCAGAAUUUAUGGAUGUUACCCCUCUUGUAUCUUUGCUAUCGGAUUGAAGAAAUGGAAACCGACUGAUACGGGCAAUGUUUUCCUUGUUAUAAUACUAAUAUACUUCCAUGUUCACAAUGCUUAGACAAGGGCAUGUUCUAGGAAAUGUUACCUUUCUCUAUUUGUUUUAUUUUGGCACUGCUAGCUUUAUCCCCUCUGAGGAAGUAAAAUUGACUUGGCUCUAAAUUAAGAUAGCCAUAUACUUUC
This is a messenger RNA of Cornus florida, 1191 nucleotides long. RefSeq names its product VAMP-like protein YKT61. Gene Ontology annotation, cellular component: Golgi apparatus; membrane. The coding region runs from base 231 to 830 and encodes 199 amino acids. The record is from RefSeq and is a predicted model, not a curated record. Gene Ontology annotation, biological process: endoplasmic reticulum to Golgi vesicle-mediated transport. Gene Ontology annotation, molecular function: SNAP receptor activity. NCBI's taxonomy places the organism in Eukaryota, Viridiplantae, Streptophyta, Magnoliopsida, Cornales, Cornaceae. The transcript is spliced from 6 exons.